AUGGAGCUGGGGCGCGGCCCCCGCGGCGCCGCUGCAGCCUCGGAAAUCAAAGGCAGAAGAGAAAAUCAAAUUUCAUAUUUGAAAAUAUCAAAACUAGCAUUGGCUUUUGCAAUUAUCCACUCAAAACCACCAGGGAAGAGUUCCAAAGAAUACACAGAGUACCUUGCCAGAACUGUAUCCGAACAAGAUUUUGGAUGGAAAUGGAAAGUGGAAGUGCUGGAAGCUGAAGUUCUUCGAUUACGACAGGAACUUCUUUUGAACAGGAUCUCUCCAAGAUUCUGCUUGGAAAACAGAAAACAGGAUGCCUCUGCUGAAACUCAUUUGGUUCGGGAAUCUAUAAACCCUACAAGUUACUUGAGCCAGCUAGAAGACUCUGGAUGUGAUGUCUUUAAUGACUCUGCUUUUGAUUCUUUAGGCAUAGCUUCAGAUUUUCAUCAAUCUGAGCAGAAUGUCAACACUUCUAAACAUUGGUUGGAAAGAGUUCCCCCACUGAAUCUUUGCCAUACUAGCAAGGAGCAAUCUCUGACUGCUCCAGUGCAUUUUUUGCAAUGUUUGCUUGAAAUAAGAAAACUGUCAGAAGGAGGAAUUCUUCAAGCAGACUUCUCAGAGCUUGAGAGUGAUUCUUUCACCAUAUGCAAUUCAGUGUCUCAGUUGCUUGAUGGACUGACUUUUUUUUACAACAGUCCUAAAUUCCCAGCUCCAAGUUUCGUUACUGAAGGAGUUUGUGUUUUGCUCAGUUUAAUAACUGAUACUAAAUUAUCGAAUCAUGUUUUGAAGAAGUGUUUCAAGAAGCUAGAAGAAUUUAAGAAAAAUCUAAUUCAAAUUAUUUUAAGAAAUACGAGUGUCAAUAGGUUUCAGGCACUGCAUUCUGUAUCAGAAACGCUGGGUUUGCUAGGAAGGAACAACAUACUAAGAAAUUCUUUAAUAUCCCUUCUCCUAUCCAGAAUCCGUCAGUUUGCUGAGCAGUUGUUGCAGGCUCACCAGGCCCAGUCUGUGUAUGACAUCACCCAGUAUGAGAAUAUUUUUCUUUUGUGCAUGAUUCUGGAACAACUUCUUCAAAAUGAGACAGAAGAAAGUAACAUUUCAAGCUUAGACUAUGGAAAAGAAAAAAUCAAAUUUUUGAAGAACCUUGAUCAAGUUAUUCUUCAUCUCUCAGAUGAAUUCCCUUUGUUUUCAUUGUAUUUGUGGAGAGUGAGUGUUCUUUUGAACUCAGGUCAAAUGCAAAUUGAUUAAAACAAGCAGCCUACUUUUUAACUAUGCAUUUCUUGUGGGAUUGCAUUGGAAAAGUUUCGAGCUAGACAGUGAUAUUUUCCUUAUUGAGAAACAUUUACUUUAAACAACUAUUCUAUA
Serinus canaria (Common canary) is the source of this 1350-nucleotide messenger RNA. RefSeq names its product meiotic double-stranded break formation protein 4 (gene MEI4). The transcript has 6 exons. The record is from RefSeq and is a predicted model, not a curated record. The coding region runs from base 1 to 1233 and encodes 410 amino acids. Lineage: Eukaryota; Metazoa; Chordata; Aves; Passeriformes; Fringillidae. Gene Ontology annotation, biological process: spermatogenesis; oogenesis; homologous chromosome pairing at meiosis. Gene Ontology annotation, cellular component: lateral element.